AUGGAUCAUGAAGAUAUGGUUGGGAUACACUCUUUUGAGAAUGUAAGUUCGAAUAAGAAGACAUUAUUAUAUUUAUUAGAUAGUACAUCUUUAGUAUUUGGGAUUGGUGCAGGCAUACUUCAGUUGGAAUCAAUUUAUGGCUUUUUAAUGUUUUUCUGUUGCUAUUUUGUAGUAUCGACUAUUUUCAUUGCAUAUAUUUGUAAAUUUAAACCAUCUAAGUAUUAUGUCAAUCCAAUCCAGGAGAUAUAUUUUGAUUCGUUAUUCAGGGAACUAGCAGGUUUUGUAAUGGCUUGGACAUUUUCUUAUGCUUUUGUAGGUUAA
This is a messenger RNA of Vanderwaltozyma polyspora DSM 70294, 321 nucleotides long. RefSeq names its product Emc6p (gene EMC6). The transcript has a single exon. Gene Ontology annotation, cellular component: membrane; endoplasmic reticulum; EMC complex. Gene Ontology annotation, biological process: autophagosome assembly; protein folding in endoplasmic reticulum. NCBI's taxonomy places the organism in Eukaryota, Fungi, Ascomycota, Saccharomycetes, Saccharomycetales, Saccharomycetaceae. The record is from RefSeq and is a predicted model, not a curated record. Bases 1 to 321 code for a protein of 106 amino acids.